AUGUCUUACGCUCUGUCCGAGGCCCACAAGGCUCAAAUGCACAACUCCCUCGUGUCCAGCGACCCCGAGAUCGCUGCGAUCAUGGAGAAGGAAAUCCAACGUCAGCGUGAGUCGGUCGUCCUGAUCGCCUCGGAGAACUUCACCUCCCGUGCUGUCUUUGAUGCCCUUGGCUCGCCCAUGUGCAACAAGUACUCCGAGGGUUACCCCGGUGCUCGUUACUACGGUGGCAACCAGCACAUUGACGCUAUUGAGAUCACCUGCCAGCAGCGUGCCCUCAAGGCUUUCAACCUUGACUCCGCCAAGUGGGGCGUCAACGUCCAGUGCCUUUCCGGUAGCCCUGCCAACCUCCAGGUCUACCAGGCUCUCAUGCGUCCCCACGAACGCCUGAUGGGCUUGGACCUCCCCCACGGUGGUCACUUGUCCCACGGUUACCAAACCGCCACCAAGAAGAUCUCCGCUGUCUCUACCUAUUUCGAGACCUUCCCCUACCGUGUCAACCUCGAGACCGGUAUCAUCGACUAUGACGAGCUCGAGCGCAACGCCGAGAUGUACCGCCCCAAGUGCUUGGUUGCCGGUACCUCCGCCUACUGCCGUCUCAUUGACUACAAGCGCAUGCGCGCGAUUGCCGACAAGGUGGGUGCCUACCUCAUUGUCGACAUGGCUCACAUCUCUGGUCUGAUCGCCGCCGGUGUCAUCCCCUCUCCCUUCGAGUACGCCGAUGUCGUGACCACCACCACCCACAAGUCUCUCCGUGGCCCCCGUGGUGCCAUGAUCUUCUUCCGCAAGGGUGUCCGCAGCACCGACAAGACCGGCAAGGACAUCAUGUACGACCUUGAGAACCCCAUCAACUUCUCCGUCUUCCCCGGUCACCAGGGUGGUCCCCACAACCACACCAUCACCGCUCUGGCUGUUGCCCUCAAGCAGGUCGACACCCCUGAGUUCAAGCAGUACCAGGAGCAGGUCAUCAAGAACGCCAAGGCCCUCGAGGAGGAGUUCCAGGUUCUGGGCCACAAGCUCGUCUCCGGCGGCACUGACAGCCACAUGGUCCUUGUUGACCUCCGCCCCGAGAGCAUCGAUGGUGCCCGUAUCGAGGCCGUCCUUGAGCAGAUCAACAUUGCUUGCAACAAGAACUCCGUCCCCGGUGAUAAGUCUGCCCUCACCCCCGGUGGUAUCCGUAUUGGUGCCCCUGCCAUGUCUUCCCGUGGUAUGGGCGAGGAGGACUUCAAGCGUAUUGCUCGCUACAUUGACCAGGCCAUUGCUCUGUCCAAGAAGAUCCAGAGCGAGCUCCCCAAGGAGGCCAACAAGCAGAAGGACUUCAAGGCCAAGGUUGCCAACCCCGACAGCAUCCCUGAGAUCCUGGCUCUCCGCAAGGAGGUUGCUGACUGGGCCAGCACCUACCCUCUUCCCGUCUAA
Messenger RNA from Penicillium arizonense, 1413 nucleotides. RefSeq names its product glycine hydroxymethyltransferase SHM2. The transcript has 3 exons. Gene Ontology annotation, molecular function: serine binding; glycine hydroxymethyltransferase activity; zinc ion binding. NCBI's taxonomy places the organism in Eukaryota, Fungi, Ascomycota, Eurotiomycetes, Eurotiales, Aspergillaceae. The record is from RefSeq and is a predicted model, not a curated record. Gene Ontology annotation, biological process: tetrahydrofolate interconversion; L-serine catabolic process; folic acid metabolic process. Gene Ontology annotation, cellular component: cytoplasm. Bases 1 to 1413 code for a protein of 470 amino acids.